UCCCGCACGCACCCGCGCCGCGCUAGCUAGUUCGAGAGAGGGAGAGAACAGAAGCGCGUGAGGAGAACGGAGACUCGAAGCGAACGCGCCACGUAGCGGCGAUCGAAAUGUACCAGGCGAUCCCCUACAGCGGCGGCGUCCGGCCGUGGCUCCGGCCGGCGGAGACGACGGCGGCGGCCGUCGCCACCGUCAAGACGGAGAUGGCGGAGGCGGCUCCUGCUUCCCGGGAGGAGCAGCAGGAGGUGGAGAGGGCGGUGUCGGAGAGCCCGGUGGUGGUGGUGGGGAGGCGCGCCUGCUGCCUCAGCCACGUGGUGAAGCAGCUCCUGCAGGGUCUCGGGGUGAACCCCGCCGUGCACGAGGUGGCCGACGAGGCUUCGCUGGCCGGGCUCGCGGGCGGCGGCGUGGAGGCCGCGGCGCUCCCGGCGGUGUUCGUGGGCGGGAAGCUCCUAGGCGGUCUGGACCGGCUCAUGGCCGUCCACAUCUCCGGCGAGCUCGUGCCCAUCCUCAAGAAGGCCGGCGCCCUCUGGCUCUGACCGUCGGAUCCCUCCGUUUUCCUUCUCUCGUUUUCGGCAGGCGGUGCGAGCUGGCCGUUGGAUCCAGAUCGCUGUUCCGCGGCCGGUUUGCUCUACUAGCAGUAGGAUUUUUGUUUUCCUUAAUUAAUGGUGUGAUGCAAAUGAAUGAAUGAAGAAGAAGAAACAGAAGAGACAGCUAGGUAGCGUUGCUAAAAAUUGAACGAGUAAUUGAUUUGGUAAUUAACGUC
Lolium rigidum is the source of this 760-nucleotide messenger RNA. Its product is annotated as monothiol glutaredoxin-S5-like. Lineage: Eukaryota; Viridiplantae; Streptophyta; Magnoliopsida; Poales; Poaceae. The transcript has a single exon. Bases 108 to 533 code for a protein of 141 amino acids. The record is from RefSeq and is a predicted model, not a curated record.